AUAAAUGAAUGCUAAAACCAAUAAGAAUAAUCAACAAAGAGGUUAUGAUUAUAUAAAUAGCAUUUGAUUCUGAUAUGACAUUACUGUGAUUAUAGAAACUACUUAAAGAGAACUCAUCAACAUGAGUUCCUUUAACUCACAACCCCAAAAGACUUAUGGCUCACCAUGUGCAUCAUGUAAAUUUCUAAGAAGAAAGUGUGAUGCAGACUGCAUCUUUGCCCCCCAUUUUCCAGCAGAUCAACCUAAAAAAUUCGAAGUCGUCCAUAGGAUUUACGGCGCAAGUAACGUCUCUAAAAUUCUUAAGGCAUUGAGGUAUGAUGAGCGAGAAGAAACUGUCAACUCUCUAGUCUUUGAGGCAGAGGCUCGGCUGAGAGAUCCUGUGCGUGGUUGCGUUGCCUUGAUAUCAGAUCUUCAGGAUAGGCUUCAAAUGCUUCAAACUGAACUCUCCAUCGCUCGACGAGAGCUUUCGUCUUACAUGCCAUCAGAGCUUCCGCCAAAUUAUUCGUCUUACAUGGCAUCAAAGCUUCCGCCAAACUGGUCUUACAUGGCAUCAAAGCUUCGGCCAAACUCGUCUUACAUGGCAUCAAAGCUUCGACCAAACUUGUCUUAUAUGAUAUCAGAGCUUCUGCCAAAGUGGCCAGGUGAAUCUUCCACGAGUCAACGACCAAUGAUGGAGGGUCAAUCAUCGAGUCAACGGGUUGAUGGCUUUGGCACUACUAAUUACUAUGGAAUAAACAAUGAUGACGACAGACGACAUGUUGUAUUUCAACACCCAGUAACGACGACGGAGCAGUUGCUGCCGGCGACAGAGCAGCCACCGUCUCAAGAUAGUAUUGAUUUUUAGGGUUUUAUUGGUUUAUUAACAUAUUUACAAUCUUUUUGUUUGUUUCCAUUUGGUUGAAUUAUUUCAUUUGUGUAGGUUUAGAAAGAAAAUUCUUUUUGAAAUUUAAAAGUGAUAAAUAUUAUUAAUGUAGGCC
Molecule: messenger RNA, 977 nt
Organism: Cucumis melo (muskmelon)
Lineage: Eukaryota; Viridiplantae; Streptophyta; Magnoliopsida; Cucurbitales; Cucurbitaceae
Product: LOB domain-containing protein 12-like
Exons: 1
Coding region: 122-844 (240 amino acids)
Source: RefSeq, a predicted model, not a curated record